Messenger RNA from Gongylonema pulchrum, 702 nucleotides. The record is from the annotation of a GenBank genome assembly. NCBI's taxonomy places the organism in Eukaryota, Metazoa, Nematoda, Chromadorea, Rhabditida, Gongylonematidae.
UUGCAGCUUGGAGCACUGGAUGCUACGGUGCAUCAGAGUACAGCAAGCCGUUUUGGCAUCCAGGGCUUCCCAACAAUCAAAUAUUUCGCUCCGGGUUCAAGCGAUAGCGAUGCUGAGGAUUACAAUGGUGGACGAACGAGCGCCGACAUCGUCGAAUAUGCUCUUGCCAAAGUUGCUGAAAAUAUGCCGGCACCAGAAGUGAUUGAGGCUCUUUCACAAGACGUUGUUGAUGAUGCGUGCAAGGAGAAGCAGCUUUGCAUUGUUGCCGUUCUGCCGCACAUUUUGGACUGCCAGAGCAAAUGCCGUAAUGAUUAUUUGAAGGUGCUGAAAGAUUCGGCGGAAAAAUACAAGAAAAGUGCGUGGGGUUGGAUAUGGACAGAAGCUGGCAAGCAACCACAGCUGGAAGAAGCGUUCGGAAUGGGCGGCUUUGGUUAUCCGGCAAUGGCAGCGCUGAACUCGCGCAAAAUGAAGUUUGCCAUGCUGAAGGGUUCAUUUGGAGCCACUGGUAUUAAUGAGUUUUUGCGAGACCUCUCCUACGGCAAAGGCCAAACAGCACCAAUGCGAGGCGCGGAGUUCCCGAAAAUCUUAACAGUAGAUGCAUGGGAUGGUAAGGACGGCGAGAUGGUCGUUGAAGAAGAGAUCGAUGUGUCAGAUGUCGAUUUGGACGAGGAAGAAAAGCCGAAGGAGAAAACCGAGUUGUAA